ACGGCUCGGGCUGAAGACCAAACAAAGGAGGCCCUACAAAUAGAAACGUCAGCCACUGGGUUGUUGCCUUGAAAUGUCCCUGAAUCCAUUAUAACUCAUAACCCGUUCUCGAUUCUGUCCUCGACCAUUGCUCCUCCCGCCUAUUGUGAAGCAGCCCCAGGAGAAUCACGAUCACACCAUCACUGUCAACGACAGAUCACAGUUAUCAACAUGGAAAAAGGCGAAACACAACCCCAAGCGGCCCCUGCGCCCCAGGACAUCGAGGCCGCCCCCCCGGCAUACGCGCCACGCACGGCUGGAGAACCCGAAGAUGUUAACCAAGCCCCCAGCCAACAACCGGCGCCGGUGAAACAGAUGCCGACAGACUUGAACGCACAGCAGCCGCAGUCCACGGCACCCAUGACGUCACAACAGCCGGUCCUGGGUGUGAUUCCGCUAAACCAGCUUGGGGAGCAGCCGCAGUGGAUCGACUGCCCCUUUUGCCACCAGCGCACCAUGACGAGGGUCAACAAGGAGGGCACAUCGAUGCAAAUUGUCGCCGGCGUCCUCUGCUGUCUGCUGUGCGUCUGUCUGGCCUGUGUCCCCUGCAUGGCCGGCUGGUUCGAGGAAACCAACUACUUUUGCUCGCAGUGCCACAACAAGGUCGCCAUGCGUCCCGAGAAUGGCCCGAUAGUUGUCUACGCCCCAGUUGCCGCAGUGCCGUCCAAGCACGCCCCAGGCCCCGCAGUGCCCUCUAAGCACGCACCGGCGUGAUCUCGUUGGAUGCAAAUGGUUGUGUUGAACCGGGCAUUAAUUGGUUGGCAGGUGGAUGGGUCCGACAUUAUAUCGUCCUUAAUAUCUUGCUUUCAUUUCGUUCGACUUUCAUAUAGGAUACCCAAUGUUGAAGAUUCAUUCCCCCUUUUCCAC
Chaetomium fimeti is the source of this 906-nucleotide messenger RNA. RefSeq lists its product as uncharacterized. The transcript is spliced from 2 exons. Gene Ontology annotation, molecular function: zinc ion binding. The record is from RefSeq and is a predicted model, not a curated record. Bases 211 to 753 code for a protein of 180 amino acids. NCBI's taxonomy places the organism in Eukaryota, Fungi, Ascomycota, Sordariomycetes, Sordariales, Chaetomiaceae.